AUGAUUAAAAUAGUAAUUAUUUUUUUAUUUAUUAUAUUUUUUUUUAAAUUAAGUAUAAAUUUUAUAUUAAUUAAAAAUAGAAAAAAUUUUUAUUUGUUCAUAAUAAAUCAAAAAAAAUGGAAUACAAAAAACAUAAACUUCAAAAAAUCAAAAAAUGUACAAACAUAUUUAUGGGGUUAUCCUAUAUAUGAUGAUUCACCAUUUAAAUUGAGGAGACCUAAAAUUUAUCCAAAUUUUGAAUAUGGUGAAUUAAGAAAAGGACAAGAUUUUGAUUAUGUUAUUAGCACUAAUAUUAGUCAAAAUAACUAUAAAAUACCAGAAAUUGGUUAUUUAUUUAAGGUUGACGAAAUGGGAACAGGAAGAACGGAUGAUGUUCAUACACCUAUUGAAAUGGUUUUUGGUGAAAGAGAUAUUGAUAUGAAGGAAGUCGACAAAAUUAAAAAAGUUCUCAAUAUAUUUGAUCAAGGAAAUGGUUUAGGAAUUUGUACAUUGAUGGGUGCUAAAAGAGCACAUUUUGCCUUUAAGUAUAAUGGAUAUCUAAAUCAUUUUCAUGGUAUAAAAAACUAUUUAAGAUUUUUAAUUAAUAAACAUUACCCUGGAGCUAAAGUAACACUUAUUAGUGAGCAUUGGAUUGAUUCAAUAGAUAAACCUGUAUCCAUAAGGCAUUGUAACAUUCCUUUUUCAAAAAUUGGAUAUCAAAGAAGAUUAGUAUUUGGAAAGUAUGAUUAUAUAUAUGAAAAUGACAAAAACAAAAGAAUAUAUAAAGGAGAAAAUAAAAGUAAUGUAUGGGCUUUUUAUGAUGAUCCGCAAAUGUUAACAUAA
Molecule: messenger RNA, 822 nt
Organism: Plasmodium relictum
Lineage: Eukaryota; Apicomplexa; Aconoidasida; Haemosporida; Plasmodiidae
Product: conserved Plasmodium protein, unknown function
Exons: 7
Coding region: 1-822 (273 amino acids)
Source: RefSeq, a predicted model, not a curated record